Tachysurus vachellii is the source of this 3553-nucleotide messenger RNA. It is a transcript of the gene il1rl1, whose product is annotated as interleukin 1 receptor-like 1. Lineage: Eukaryota; Metazoa; Chordata; Actinopteri; Siluriformes; Bagridae. The transcript is spliced from 13 exons. The record is from RefSeq and is a predicted model, not a curated record. Bases 1824 to 3434 code for a protein of 536 amino acids. Gene Ontology annotation, biological process: signal transduction.
UGUAAUCAGACCAUAACACAUUUCACCACAUACAGUAUAUUUAGGAAAAUGAGGUUGGGCAUGGAUGGGUGGCGGUUGGAUGUGGUGGUGAUGAGAUAAGAAUAUUCUAAGAAGGUUUUUUGAUUACUUUAUCUCAUCCUUCUGUUCAUUUUGGAGGGACAUCCAAUUAUUGGUAAUGUCCCCACACCAUGGCCCUCAAGUGGUGUUUCAUGGUUCUGUUCUAAACAUCUCAUCUUUUGAUUCUGGAGGUAACAAAAUAGAUCUUAACAAAAUAGAUCUUCAUAGCACUCUGUACUUUAAUAAAAAAAAAAGUUUUUUUAAAACUCUUUAUUACUGUUUUUUCUAAAAUAUGCCAUCAUCUGGAUUUAAACUCAGACUCUAUGGUGAAACUACUAAUUAUCUUAAUUAUAAUAGUGUUAUGCGUAAGAGAAAUGUUUGCUUGUGUGAGCUCUUUUCAUGAUAACCGAUAUAAAAGCACAUGGCUCAAACACCACACAGGUUUUUCCCCAACAAAUGUCAAGAGGAGAAACUUAACACAAUAAAUUUGAAGCAGACUGGAACCUUUUUCUGCUUUUUCUGAAUCUUUAUCAAGCUACUUCCUUUCCUUUUUACUCAUUUUUAAUCAUUUUGAUUGUGACCUUACUGAAGAAGUGGAUUUAAGAUGCAAACUAUAGUGAUCUAAUCCUCGCUUUGUUGCUCUGUUGGUCAUGUUGUUCUUGUUAAACAGUGUUCUUAUUUCAUGAUCGUAUGUAAAAUAGACUUCUCCUUCCCUGGUUGUAUGCAGUCAGCACUAUCGCUCACCUGAAACCAGAUGGAGUGGUUCAGGGCAAAUUAGGAAAAAUGCAAGAGAUGGGGGUAAUAGUGUGAGGGAGUGUGGGGAAUUAGUGCAUUAACAUUGCAUGCCUGUUGGCUAUUUGUGGAUGUAUAAUAAAAAAGUCUACACACCGCUGUUCAUAAUGUACAAUAGUCAUUCAUGUAAUUCCACAGUUUUAUGCAUCUGAUCAUCUUCUGAAGUCAUUUUGAAGUCUUUUUGCCUUGGAUUUGUUCUUUAGGUCUUUAACGUGCUAGAAAGUAAAUACGUUUCAUAAUUUUUCAUUGAUUAUCAUCUAUAUAAUCAUCUAUAGCUAUGAUAUUAUCUGUCUUGACUAAAGCCCUAGUCCUUGUUGAAGAGAAACAGCCUCAUGGUAUGAUGCUUCCACCACCAUGCUUCACUGUGUGCAUGGUGCUCUUUGGGUGAUAAGCUCUCGUGUUAUUUUGUGCCAAAUAUCUCUUAAAAAUUGCCCAAAAUGUUGGUGUAAUCAGACCAUAACACAUUUCACCACAUACAGUAUAUUUAGGAAAAUGAGGUUGGGCAUGGAUGGGUGGCGGUUGGAUGUGGUGGUGAUGAGAUAAGAAUAUUCUAAGAAGGUUUUUUGAUUACUUUAUCUCAUCCUUCUGUUCAUUUUGGAGGGACAUCCAAUUAUUGGUAAUGUCCCCACACCAUGGCCCUCAAGUGGUGUUUCAUGGUUCUGUUCUAAACAUCUCAUCUUUUGAUUCUGGAGGUAACAAAAUGUUUUGUAAGCUCUUUGUGUACAGCAGUCGGAGGAAACCAGGAGGACCUCUUACCUGGCAGCUCCAUCUCCAAAAUCCUUCUACCAAUAUAACCAUCUCCCUCCUCUGUACAUAUCCAAACCAUCUCAAUCUAGUCUCUCUGACUCUUUGUCCCCAAAACAGCCAACCUGAGCUGUCCCAAGAGCUGUCCCAACCAAGAGCUCCUGAGGAACUAAUGGAGUAAUCAGAAGUAGCUAGACUUCACUGGAACAGAAACUUUUGUGCGAACAAAGAUGACAGAGCUAAGGGUGAUUAUUUGCUUCCUUGCUGAAUUCAUCAUGGCCUGUGCAUCCAUAAAUUACUCACCCCAGUGUAGACAAAUACAGGACGCCGUGACCGUCAAGGUGAUACAGGAAGAAGGGCUGCGCCUGCCCUGCCCCAACUCCGGAUGCGAACAAGUGAUCAACGAUUCGCUGAUAUUUUGGUUCAAAAAUGAAAGUGACGAAAUCCAACCAAUCAGCAUGGAGGAAACCAAGCGGGUCCAUUACCAUGGCGGCAUGUUGUACUUCCUGCCUUUAAGUCUGAAUGACUCAGGCAUUUAUAUUACACAAUGGUGGCGUAAUGCACAUAAGUGUUAUGAGUUUGUAACUGAAAUUGUGGUUUACGAGAACAUUUACCUCAGUCAAGUGUACACUACCUUCUUUGAGCAACAAAAUAUUCUGAGUUUCGAUUGUCCAGUAUGGCAAGACAAAGGAGAAAACAUCUCUUGGUACAAGCAAUCACGUGAGCGCACCAUACUAGUGUCCUUAAAGGGGCAGCACCCAACACUUAAAAUUUACCAAACUAAAGAAACUAAAGGAAUCUACACCUGUAUCUGCACGUGGGAACAUCACGGACAACUUUACAACACCAGUGGAUCCCAUGAGGUUCUAGAAAAAGAUGAUGCAGUGGCUUUUCCGCCAACCUUUCAACAUCCCAUUAACAACUCUGUGGAGUUUGUGAACCUGGGGGAGGAGGUGAAGCUGAACUGCCUGGUGUUCUUUGGUAACAAGGUAAACUCUAACAGAAUUGUGCGCUGGGAAAGGAACAGCAGCAAACUGGACUGUGACACCAGGAUUGAAAAUGGAUCAUGGCUGUCAAGUUUCACAAUUAGUCAGGUAUCAGAGACAGACCUCCAAUAUCCAUAUUGUUGUGUAGCCAGGAGCCUUACCAAAAUGGAGUUUGUGUGCAUCACCCUCAAGACAAGAGAAUCACUGCUCCCGAUCACUGUGACGUUUUCAUGCAUGGUCCUGUUCCUACUGCUAGCUGCUGGGAUGGUAAAGUGGUUCACUGUGGAUCUUGUCCUGUUCUUUCGAAGCUUCAGAAUAAUGCAGAGAAAAAGAGAUGAUGGCAAAGUAUAUGAUGCAUAUGUGAUCUACCAGAAGGAUAAUGUAGAUGAGAUAACAGGAUCGAAAGCUGAUUAUUUUGUCAACAAAAUUUUGCCAGCUGUACUGGAGAAGGACUGCGGCUUUAAACUCUACAUUGAAGGCAGAGACGACCUACCGGGUGAAGAUUGCACAGCGUUUAUUGAGCCGAGAAUGCAGCUGAGCCGCAGACUCAUAGCUGUGUUGCCAGGAAGUAGUCACCAUCAAGGUGCCACAGCCUCCCUGUGUUAUGACUGGCAUGUGGGACUGCACCGGGUGCUGGUUGAGCAGGAGCUCAGAGUGAUUCUAAUUCAAUUGGACGACAUGAAGGAGUAUUCCCAUCUGCCCCUGGGGCUGCAGCAUCUCCUCCAGAAGACUCCGCCCCUAAGGUGGGACGAGCGGAAUAGCCGAGCAACUUGCCCCUCCUCUUGUUUCUGGAAGCAGGUGCGCUACAUGAUGCCUGUUCCUUCAGUCUCCAGCUCUCGUGAUGUUGACAUUUAACUCUAUUUACGCAUGUUAAGCAUAGCACAGACAUUUCUAUCUGAAAUCUACCUGAAGUCACAAAACAGGAUCGAUCUAUCUAUCUAUCUAUCUAUCUAUCUAUCUAUCUAUCUAUCUAU